Indicator indicator is the source of this 1688-nucleotide messenger RNA. RefSeq names its product delta 4-desaturase, sphingolipid 1 (gene DEGS1). Gene Ontology annotation, biological process: ceramide biosynthetic process. Gene Ontology annotation, molecular function: sphingolipid delta-4 desaturase activity. The transcript is spliced from 3 exons. NCBI's taxonomy places the organism in Eukaryota, Metazoa, Chordata, Aves, Piciformes, Indicatoridae. The record is from RefSeq and is a predicted model, not a curated record. Gene Ontology annotation, cellular component: membrane. Bases 1 to 972 code for a protein of 323 amino acids.
AUGGGUAACACCGUGGCUAGAGAGGAUUUCGAGUGGGUCUACACGGACCAGCCUCAUGCUGACCGCCGCAAGGAGAUCUUGGCUAAACAUCCAGAGAUUAAAGCACUGAUGAAGCCGGAUCACAACUUGAUCUGGGUGGUUGUGCUGAUGGUCCUUGCGCAGCUGAUUGCAUUUUAUCUAGUUAAAGACUUGGAAUGGAAAUGGGUAAUCUUCUGGGCAUAUGUUUUUGGAAGCUGUAUUAGCCACUCCAUGACUUUGGCUAUUCAUGAGAUUUCUCAUAACAGUGCCUUUGGCAACAACAAAGCAAUGUGGAAUCGAUGGUUUGGAAUAUUUGCCAACCUCCCUCUUGGUCUCCCAUACUCCAUAUCCUUCAAGAGAUACCACAUGGAUCAUCAUCGUUAUUUAGGAGGUGAUGGAAUUGAUGUGGACAUUCCUACCAACUUCGAAGGUUGGUUUUUCUGCACCCGUUUCAGGAAGUUCAUAUGGAUUGUUCUUCAGCCUUUUUUCUAUGCAAUUAGACCUCUCUGCAUCAAUCCUAAACCCAUUACUCGACUUGAAAUAAUCAAUUUGUUGGCUCAGCUUUCCUUUGAUAUCGUGAUAUAUUACUUAUGGGGAGUCAAAUCCACUUUUUACAUGCUUGCUGGUUCAGUACUUGGACUUGGGUUGCACCCAAUUUCAGGACACUUCAUAGCUGAACAUUACAUGUUUUUAAAAGGACAUGAGACUUAUUCCUACUAUGGGCCACUUAAUUUACUUACUUUUAAUGUUGGCUAUCACAACGAGCAUCAUGACUUCCCCAACAUUCCUGGCAAGAGCCUCCCACUGGUGAAGAAAAUAGCAGCUGAAUACUAUGACAACCUGCCACAAUAUAACUCUUGGAUAAAAGUACUGUAUGACUUCGUGAUGGAUGACACAAUCAGCCCAUAUUCACGUAUGAAAAGGCAAUUAAAGGGUGAAGUGAAACAAGAUUAAACUUUGGCAACAACAACAAAAAAAAAAAAAAAACACACAACUUUGAAAUAUCUGCUUGCUUUUAAAGUGGCUGGUAUAAGGUCUCUUGCUAAAGCUGUUAAAGCUGUUCACCUGUGUCCUGGAUUAAGAUCUACAGCAACAUAGUAAUGCAUCCUUAAGGACUUUGUAGCAGACUCCUACCAGCUAUAACAUUCCUCCCAGUCCUCAGAUUAAUUGGUUUAAUGUGUCUUAUGUUUGCCUAAGGAUCAGUGUUAUAUGCAUAAUGCUCAAUAACUUUGUUACAGAAUUUACUUCGUCAGGUGUUAAAUCUAUAUAAAAUACCUGCCUGACUCAAAAUAUUUUAAAAGGUCUCAGUGUAGUACACCACCCACAACAUUAUGUUUUAGGUGACCAUGGUGUUAAAAUGCUGUACUUACCUGUUAAUUCUAAAGUAACAUGAUUGGUUAACUUAAACCUUCUGCUGGUGGAAACCUUUCCUACUUGGUGGAAAAGCUAAAUUUGCACAGAAAUGUCUGCUUUUGUUUAAAUAUGUAGCAUGUCACUUGAAGCAUUGCUUUGAAGUUUCACCUUUUUUACUGAAAAUACCUUCAUGGAGCAAUCUCUCAGAAUGAAACUGGUAUCUUUGAGAUGGUUUGUGUGACUUCCUUAUAAAGAAAAAAAAAGUGGGGAAUUCAACUUUGUGUGUCCAUACCUACUGCCUUGAGCUGCUUGUGUUA